Molecule: messenger RNA, 807 nt
Organism: Macrosteles quadrilineatus (aster leafhopper)
Lineage: Eukaryota; Metazoa; Arthropoda; Insecta; Hemiptera; Cicadellidae
Product: probable small nuclear ribonucleoprotein Sm D2
Exons: 4
Coding region: 136-498 (120 amino acids)
Biological process (GO): spliceosomal snRNP assembly; RNA splicing
Cellular component (GO): catalytic step 2 spliceosome; U5 snRNP; U2 snRNP
Molecular function (GO): RNA binding
Source: RefSeq, a predicted model, not a curated record
AGACUGCUCAGCUCACUGCUCAGAGAGGUUAAGCGGUUUAAGCUCACUUUGCUAAAACUAGAAUCGUUCAACCAACGACGCCUUUAAUAAUAUACUAGUGUUUUUGUCGUGCGUUGAAAAAAGCAUCCUUUCAAAAUGUCUGGAGCGACAAAACCCAAAUCAGAAAUGAGCCAGGAAGAAUUAGCUAAGAGAGAAGAAGAGGAAUUUAACACAGGACCGAUGUCAGUUUUAACACAAUCUGUGAAAAACAAUACACAGGUGUUAAUAAACUGUAGAAACAACAAAAAGCUGCUGGCUCGUGUCAAGGCGUUUGACCGUCAUUGCAACAUGGUUCUGGAGAAUGUUAAGGAAAUGUGGACUGAACAACCUGCAACCGGAAAAGGAAAGAAAAAGUCAAAGCCAGUCAACAAGGACAGAUUCAUCUCCAAGAUGUUUCUGCGAGGAGAUUCAGUCAUCUUGGUUCUACGGAAUCCACUCGCCACUGCAGCGGGCAAAUAAUUCCUCAUCAUCUUUAAGACUGUGUGUGAUUUGUGUUCAAUUAAUAAUGGAGAGUGUACUAGGCCUAAAUGUUUUUUUUUUUGUUCCGUUAAAAAGUAUUUGAAUGUAUAGUAGGCCUGUAAACUUUUUUACCUACCAAGUCUUUCUAGUUUUAUAAUUAUUUUUAUAAACAAUAGUCUCUAGUCUAUAUUCAUUUAAUAAGGCUCAUUAAAAUUUUGAAUGUUCUGGAUGACUCAACAACCUCUGGGUCCACAAAUUAUUGAUUUAGUGAGGUUUGACUGUACUUUAGUAAAAUUCAUAUCAGGCCAA